CGCAGCAGUCAGUCGAGUUUGGAGCGUCCAUCUGGAUAGUUUUUAAUAUUUACAUCAUGACGCGUAUCGUUGUAGAAGGAACCGUCAUUAACCUAUUAAACAUAUAUCAUAGUCUUCUUUGAACAAGCACAACGAAGGAUUUAUUUCCAAUUAACAGUGAUUAAAAAACGUGAAUGAAGAUACUAUUAGUAGAACAUUAACCAAUGAUUAUGUACCGCAUUAUUACGCAGAACUACGCAUGCGAGCUGCUUAUCCUUUCAUCGUUCAUCGAUGAGUUGGACGCUAACUCAGUUGAUUGAAAUAACGUCAUAGUGCGCAUAUUUAUAGCUCUAAAUAUUAUUACGUAUUACUAAAUAUUAUUUCAAUUAUUUUCUCUUCUAUCAAAAGUGACGAUUUUUUCGUGGGAAAAGAAAUAUGACGGAGGCACGUAAAAGGAUACAACACGAAGACUCCUCUAACGUUACUGGUAAUAGCAUUUUAAGAAAUCAUUCUUGGAGUCAAGCAUUUGAUAGCGAGGAAGGAGAUGAUGGAAAUGAGAAUGGACUUCUUCACACCGACUCAAGCUGCAAUCGACCAAUCGCAGAAAGACGUGAUAAUUGCGCCAUGACGACCUUCGCUGAAGACAAAAUGAGGAGGAAGCUUAGAUUCUUUUUCAUGAAUCCCAUCGAGAAAUGGCAAGCCAAACGAAGAUUCCCGUAUAAGUUCGUCGUGCAAGUCAUCAAAAUAGUUUUGGUCACCGUACAACUUUGCCUGUUUGCUCAUAACAAUUAUAUACACGUCAAUUACACGUGGGACAACCGUAUUACAUUUUCACAUCUCUUUCUACGUGGAUGGGACACCACGCAAGAGGUACCUGCCUACCCUCCUGCGACCGGUCCAUUAGCUCUCUACAAAAAGGAUGAAUUUUUCGACACCAUCGAUUAUGCUUUAAAUGGCUAUUAUAAUCUUAAUAAUUCCAUCGGUUCUUAUUCUUACAACGCUGAAGAUAAUACCGCAGGAUCUGUGGAAUUAUGUUUAUACUCGUACAAAGAAAGCACCAUAUUCGGCUUCAACGAAAGUUAUGUCUUCGAUAAAGAGAUUAUAAAAACCUGCGUGAACAUAACUAGGCAAUAUCAUGACAAUUUCAAUAACUCGAGAAAUCUAUUGUCUAUGCAAAAUGUUAUUGUAAAUUUCUCUGCUUUGGUAAGAGCAUAUUUGAAGUUCGCCGUUAAAACUGUUAAUCUAAGAGCUGCUGGCCCAAUGACACCACCGGAUUGUUAUCAGUUCGAUAUUAAAAUAAUCUUUGAUAAUCGUGAUCAAGACGGACAAAUGUUAUUAUCAUUGGAUACUGAACCGCAAAGAUUAUAUUGCAAGGGUGACACUCGAUAUAUCAUGGACAAUCAAAUCGAAUCUGCUUUGAGAACAUUAUUAAAUUUACUCGUCAUAUUUAUCUGUACUAUUUCCCUUGCAUUAUGCUCAAGGGCUAUUUUCAGAGCACAAUUACUCAAAUCCGAGACGAUAAAUUUUUUCAAAAAGACAUACGGAAAAUCAUUGAGUUUCGAAGGUAGAUUGGAAUUUUUGAACCUUUGGUACAUAAUGAUAAUAAUAAACGAUCUUUUAAUCAUCAUCGGUUCUGCCGUGAAAGAGCAAAUAGAGAGAAAAUAUUUUGGUAGCGAUCAUUGGAACGUAUGUAGUAUAUUUCUAGGUACGGGAAAUUUACUUGUAUGGUUUGGCGUGUUACGAUACCUUGGCUUUUUCAAAACUUACAACGUCGUCAUUUUAACGUUAAAAAAGGCUGCACCUAAAGUAGCUAGGUUUCUUAUAUGCGCUAUAUUGAUAUAUGCCGGGUUUACUUUCUGUGGCUGGUUAAUUUUAGGCCCGUAUCAUAUGAAAUUUAGAUCACUUGCUACGACUUCCGAAUGUCUAUUUGCUCUUAUUAACGGUGAUGAUAUGUUUGCCACCUUUUCAAUAACGUCUUUCAAAUCACCGAUGCUUUGGUGGUACUCGAGGAUUUAUUUAUAUACGUUUAUUUCUUUGUAUAUUUAUGUCGUUUUAAGUUUAUUUAUUUCUGUGAUAAUGGACGCCUAUGAUACGAUAAAGACCUAUUAUCGAGAUGGCUUUCCAAAAAAUGACCUGCAAACGUUCAUAUCCGCUUGCACGGAUGAUGCAUCGAGCGGCCUGUUCAGAGAUGAAUGUGAUAAAAAUGAUAUUACAGAGCUUAUAGAUAGGUUUUGUUGUUGUCGAAAAAGAUCCUCUUACGGAUCUUUCUCUGGAUCAACCACAGAUACCUCUGCAAAAACCGAACAAGUAUAUGGAGCAGCCAUCUGUAUAUAGUUUCUUAAGGGAUCAUUUUCCCCGCACAAAUUAUGGCUCCAAUGCUACGUCAUUAUUGUAAUGAAUAUUUAGAAAGAAUUAGAGUUUCUUUUUAGAAUAAAAGAAAAGGAAAGUGUGUAAAUUCUUGUGCAUUUAUCGAUGCUAGAUGAUUUAUUCAUAGGUGUAUUCAAUGGUGCUAGCAUUAUGUAAGAUCUUUAAUUACCACAACGGAAUAGUAAAAAGAAUUUGAACAUUUUGUUUCUGAUAAAAUUAUACUUUUCUCUUUUUUUUUUUUUUUUUUCUUGUUUUAAUUAUAUCUUACAUCAUUUAUUACAGUUUUUAUUCAAGGAAGAAUAGAUAGAAGAUCUUCUCUUGUAUACGAUAUAGUUGUAUUAGAAAGAUUUAUCUUUCUCAAAAAAAGCUAUGCCAUAUUUUUAUGAUGAUGUUUAAUAGGAGAAUUAACGUUUUCACGAUAACGUAUUGUAUUUUUAACUGCUGUGACUAACUGCCACGAUAAUUUCCGAUUCAAGCCGUUAUUAUAAGUUUUUUUAAUAAUAAUGAAAUUCUAAAUUCAAGUAAUUAUUUACUUGAAUUCAUUUGCCAUUACCUUCGAUCAAGUACGAUCAUAAAAAAUAUUAAGAUCAAUAAUUUCGAGAAUGACAAUAAUAUAUGAUUA
This is a messenger RNA of Vespula pensylvanica (western yellowjacket), 2968 nucleotides long. Its product is annotated as mucolipin-3-like. Lineage: Eukaryota; Metazoa; Arthropoda; Insecta; Hymenoptera; Vespidae. The coding region runs from base 415 to 2313 and encodes 632 amino acids. The transcript has 3 exons. Gene Ontology annotation, cellular component: plasma membrane; lysosomal membrane. The record is from RefSeq and is a predicted model, not a curated record. Gene Ontology annotation, molecular function: NAADP-sensitive calcium-release channel activity.